AUGUCACAAAGUGAUGAAUCAAAAAUGAAUGAAACAAAUCCACAAUCUAUAGAAAAAUUUAAACUAAAAAUAAGAUUUGAAAAAAACCAAGGAUUUUCCAUUGAUGAAAACAGUUAUAAAAAUCACCAACAAACAGAUUCAACAAUCAUCGAACAAAAACCACCAUUUAUUUGUACCGUGUGUAAUCGAAAAUUUUCCAAUUUUAAUAAAUUUUUAAAACAUGAAAAUAAACAUCAUUCGACUAGAUGUGUUACUGAAGAUGAUAAUAAUUAUAAGUGUAGUAUUUGUAAUAAACAAUUUUCAAAAAAACGUUAUUAUACAAAACAUUUACAAUCGCACACAGAUAUAAGACCGUAUGCAUGUGACAUAUGUGAUAAACGUUUUGGAAAUUCAAGUAACUUAAUUGUGCAUAAACGUUUUCAUAGAGGUGAAAAACCCCACAGUUGUUCGGUUUGUGAUAAAACAUUUACUGUAAAAGGUGAUUUAAUCAAACAUGAGCGUAUACAUACCGGCGAACGACCUUAUAACUGUAAAAUCUGUUUUAAAACAUUUAUUAAUAAAGGUGAUUUAAAUAUUCAUUCUCGUAUUCACACGGGCGAAAGACCAUAUAAAUGCUUUGAUUGUGAUAAAACAUUUACACAUAAAAGUCAUUUAACAGUGCAUGAGCGUAUACAUACGGGCCAAAAACCAUAUAAAUGUCCAAUAUGUGAUAAAUGUUUUGCAAAUUCUAGUAAUUUAAUUGUACAUAAACGUACUCAUACGGGGGAAAGACCGUACAAAUGUGUUAUUUGUAAUAAAUCGUUUACAAACAAGGGUGAUUUAACUCGUCAUGAAAAAAUUCAUACGGGUGAAAAGGAUUAUAUUUGUUUUGUAUGUGAUAAAACCUUUACGCAACAGGGGCAUUUAAGUCGGCAUGAGAUUAUUCAUACACGUGUGGAACCUGGAUUAGCAACUUUUAUAAGUAAAAUAACAAAUAUGUCCAUAAUUGCUGAAGAUGACACCAAAGAUUUCUUACAAUGUCGUUUAUGUGCCGAAUAUAAAUUACAAGCAGAAAUCAUACAUAUUAAACAUACAACAGCGGUUGAAUUGAAUUUAGAAUAUAAAAUUUAUCACUGUUUACAACUACAAUUUCUAGAAACAGAUAAUUUACCGAAAUCAGUAUGUCUUAGUUGUUGCGAUCGUGUCGGGAGUUCAUAUGAAUUUACUCAAUUGGUGCAGAGAGCACAAGAAACUCUUAGAAAUAAUAUUAAUGAGGUUGAGAAUAAUCGUACACCAUUGCCUAAUAACGAUGAAGAUGUAAAAAAUAUUAAAGUUGAACCAGAUAUUCCUGAGUAUUCCGAUUUUUUUGAUAAUGAUAAUGACAAUGAUAACGAUGUCGAUAAUGACAUUGAUAAAAAAGAUUCCGAUUUUGAAGAAGAUGAUUGUAAGCCUCUUUCCAGUGUUCUUUCAGAAAAGGAUAUAAAAACUGAAAUACAUGUCAAUAAUGAAAAUAAGAUACGAAAAAGUAAAUUACGAAAAACACUGAAAAAAGAACGUUUACGAAAAGCGAAACUAGAUGAUCAAGAAAAAAAGAAAAUACGACAUGCCCGUCAGAAACGAUUACGAAAGUUAUUUUCAGAAUUUGAUAAUUAUGAAUGGAAAUGUGCUAAUUGUGAUGAAAAACCAGCAGAUUUAAAUGACUUACGCGAUCAUUAUAAUAAUGUUCAUCGAGUUUUGCCGAAAUAUAUUUGUAAUGAAUGUGGCAAACAAUUUGAUGUGUAUGAUUACUUUAAACGGCAUGUUCGGGCUCACAGAGACAAGGAUAAAUAUUGUUGUGAAACAUGUGGUAGAUAUUUUCAUAAACGUACACAUUUGGUACGACAUCAAGACAUACAUUCCAGUGAACGUAAAUAUAUAUGCGAUGAAUGUGGCAAACGAUUUAAAACCUCUAGCUCGUUACGUAGCCAUAAUCGUGCUCAUCUGCCAUCUGAAAUUAAAUAUAAAUACGAAUGUGAUCAAUGUAAUAAGAAAUUUAGUUCGAAACCAAAUUUAAUAUGCCAUAAAAAAUUACAUACAGGUAUUAAAGAAUAUACAUGCCAUGAAUGCGGAAAAGGUUUUAUGCAAAAAGGCAACCUAGAACAACAUUUAAAUACGAUACAUUCAGAUAAUACACCUUUUAAAUGUGAUAAAUGUUUUAAAAUGUUUAAAACAAAAUCCAGUUUAAAAACACAUUUAAAAAUACACAGUGAAGUUAAACCGCAUGCCUGUGAAGUAUGUGGUAAACGAUUCCGACGAAAAGGUACACUUACACGACAUCAAUCAGUUCAUUCGGAUGCAUUACCAUUUGAAUGUGAAUAUUGUAAAAAAUGUUUCCGUAUGAAAACAUUUUUAAAGAUUCACUUACGUCAGCAUACCGGUGAACGUCCGUACUCAUGUUUGGAUUGUAAUCACCAUUUCACCGAUUCAUCAAAUUACAUUAAACAUAUGAAAGGACGACAUGGUAUUCAUAGUAUAGCAAAAAUUCCAGUAUAUAGUAAAAAAAUUUUACAGGAUUUAAAUUUACAAGAUUUAAGUACUGAACUAAACCAAACACCUGAAUAAGUUUUAAGGAAAUUUAAUUUUUAUUCAAAUAUUACUUCAACUAUUCAGAUUAUUCGUUGUUUUAUUUUAAUAGGGCUGAAAACAAUAAACAAAAAUACUCAUAAUCGAACAAUGCACGGAGUUUGGUUAGAGAACUUAUUAAGCGAAAAUAAUCGUAUAAUUUCUUUUACUAUAUUUUAGUAAAGCGCAACGUAUUAAUUGAAUGAACGGUAUAUCACGAUUAAUUUAUUACUAAAAUGAAACUCCUUUAGAGAAGAACGCAAAAAACACAAAAAUUCAAUUCAGUUGACAAUUAGUAAUAGGCUUUUGUCCAUUAAGAAUAAAUCGGUUGGAUAAAAGUUAUUUUUCAUAAAAAAUAAGAAUUAUUAUUAUUUAUUCAGAUAAUUUUAGUAAAAGUAGGUAUUUAGUCACGUGAUAGCAAAUGUCAAUCAGAAAGUAUUGAAAAUCUUACGUCACGCCAUAACAAACGCUAUGUAAACAACAUUACAUUUUAAUAAAACGAAAUAGGUUAGUUGAUUACGACUGCAUAAACUUGCAUACACAAAAAUGCUUGUAUUCCAAAUCGUGAUGACAUUCAAGACGUCAUGACACUCUACAUUGUUUUCGAAGUAAAUUUGAAUUGGUUUUUGAAAAUACAAAAUACAUAAUGUAAAUAGUAUUUUUUUUUUUUUUUUAAUAAUAAUUUUUUGGUGUAAAUCAGAUACUAAUGUAACGGACAAACCAAUCUUUCAAAUUUAGGACAAAAGCCUAUUCUCGAUAUCUCAAAAAUCUAUACAAAAUAUAGGACUUCUUAUAGGAUUUUGGGUGAUAUCAUAGAAAACAUUCGACCAAUCGUUUUUUGUAAUUUUUGGGACAAAAUUACUCCAAAUACCGAGUUUUAUCAAAUUCGAAAACAAAAAAUUAUAUGUGAUUUUUUCGAUUUCCCCUUUAAGAAAAUUCUUUUGCUAUUUUAAGAAAGUACAGUUUUCAAAAUAACGCUCGAAGUUCCAUGAAGAUAUACACAUUAAACAAAUAUAUUUCGCCAAAAAUUAUACCUAUUAAUGACUUUACAUUUCAAUUUGCAUGAAUUUCUAGAAUAUCAG
Messenger RNA from Chrysoperla carnea, 3662 nucleotides. RefSeq names its product zinc finger protein 420-like. Gene Ontology annotation, biological process: regulation of transcription by RNA polymerase II. The transcript has 10 exons. The record is from RefSeq and is a predicted model, not a curated record. NCBI's taxonomy places the organism in Eukaryota, Metazoa, Arthropoda, Insecta, Neuroptera, Chrysopidae. Gene Ontology annotation, molecular function: DNA-binding transcription factor activity, RNA polymerase II-specific; RNA polymerase II transcription regulatory region sequence-specific DNA binding; zinc ion binding. Gene Ontology annotation, cellular component: nucleus. Bases 1 to 2580 code for a protein of 859 amino acids.